This is a messenger RNA of Penicillium samsonianum, 1569 nucleotides long. RefSeq lists its product as uncharacterized. The transcript has a single exon. Bases 1 to 1569 code for a protein of 522 amino acids. The record is from RefSeq and is a predicted model, not a curated record. NCBI's taxonomy places the organism in Eukaryota, Fungi, Ascomycota, Eurotiomycetes, Eurotiales, Aspergillaceae.
AUGUUUGCCCGAGGAAGAAUCGAUCAGUCCAGUAACCCUCAUUCGCAGUUUUUUUCAGAAUCACAGAGCCUCCGACGAGGAAAACACCCUCCUCACGAUUCCGACUCCAUUUCACCAUAUGAUAACCCAAACUCAUCUGAGUCCAUCCUAAGCGAUGAAAGAUCUAUAUACAAUGCGAUCAGAGUCACCACACCAAAUGAUUCCAGCCCUCGUUUCUAUGCAUCUCUCGCCCAUGAGAACCCCGUUCACGAGCAAGGCUUAGCGGUAAACAUGGCCCGAUUCGUUCCUACAGAUUCACAGGAUGACCAUACUCCUACCGAUGUGCAAGCCAGGCGAGGAAGACCACAGAAAACCGUAGGAAAGCUUGGGAACCACACCAAGCUGUUGUCCGACCAGUACUGGCAAGCCACACACCGGUCGAGACCUGCUUUGAGUAGAACGACAUCGAUACCAAACUCCGGUCGAUCUUUGCAUCGCAAGGCUGUUUCCCUCGGUGAUAGUAGUAUCCGCAGGCCUAGAUGGCCUGGGAGCUUGGGACCUGCAGUAACAACCGUCCAACCUCGAUAUCCACCACCAGAAAGAACGCCUACGCCCCCUGGCCUUCCCUCCUUCGGCACAUCAGAGGCCGUGAGCAUCUCUGCCCGGUUCAUGAUCCCAGACAACAGUGCACGGUCUCCCGUCAACCUGCAAGGUGGUGGUCCUGCUAGCCAGCGUGGCAGUUCGUAUGGCGACACCUUAAGAAGAUUAUUUGGCUUGCCGUCUUCUGCGUCUCAUGCUGGUGUGAUUUUCGUUAAUGGUAUAGGAAGACCCGAAGAUGGUACGUUGGUACAGGGCCGGUUCCCCCAUCGACAAAGUGGCCAUGGAAUGAACAUUGGUCGACAGCUACAUGAACACCCUUUCCAUCAACGCAAUCUUCCCAUUGCCCCCCACGAAGCCACAGAUACAAGUUAUGAUCCUUAUAUUGAAGCUGCACAGAUAAAGGGUGGUCUUGGGCGAAGCCCAAGCAGGCGUGCCCAGCCUCUGGCCAGGUCGCCGUCUAGUCGAUGUUUCCCCUUUCCAUCUAGCCCGACCCCUGCAGUGGUAAACCGCUCACCGCGGCCCAGAACCACAGCACUUCUCAGCUUGUCGCGCAAUUUGGCAGGAUCAGAUGGUCCUGCGGAUACAGCGGAAUCUUCUGCCCAAGGGACGAGGGCAACUGGAGACCAUCUCCCUCCCAAUCCAUCACGGUUGCAUUCUGUUUUGACGAUGGCUGGCUGCGGCGGCGGCGGCGGCGGCGCAGAUGAAAGCUCUCACGCAAGCACGCCUGUCUAUCCGGACGUUUUGUCGUGGGUGAAAUCCCAGACUUGCCUUUGCCUCUGCUGCUGCCCGGGCAGCGCUGAGGAACCGGAUGAUUCUCUCGGAGCAACCAGCUCGCGGGAAACAUAUGUAACCGCCCAGAGCCAGGUAUCGCCUGCUGGAUCUCACAAUGAAAACAGUGAGGAGAAUACUCGUCUCCAUGGCUUCCAGGCAUGGAUCUCGUCUCUGUACGGUGUCAUGUUCCCGACCCUUGUGAACCCAGCCGCUGUAUAG